AUGUCUGACACUCAACCGGACGUAAUUGGGAGCACGAAAGACGCUCAACAUGAAAGCAAGACCGCCAAUGCUUCCAUCAGCGUUGAAGGCUUAACGCAAGAUGUCAUGCGUCGUCGCCAAAGAAUAUCAGACCUCUUUACAAUUCUUUGUGCAGGAGCUGCACUUAUCUCGGAUGGCUAUCAGAACAACUUGAUGACAAUGUCGAAUGUGCUCUUCAAGAAGGAAUAUCCUGAGCAGUACACUUCGUCCGUCAGUACUCGGGUAUCCAACGCUCUCCUCGUUGGCGAGAUUCUCGGCCAAAUUGCCAUCGGCCUCACGUGCGACUAUCUAGGACGAAAGACAGCCAUUGUGCUAACCACAACGUGCAUUGUCAUUGGCGGUAUUCUAGCCACGGCAGCACACGGCACGACCAUCGAUGGCAUGUUCUGGAUGCUGACGGUAGCUCGAGGCGUCGUUGGCUUCGGAACUGGUGGCGAGUAUCCUGCGAGUAGCACAUCCGCUUCUGAGUCUGCCAAUGAGCGAGCAUUAAACAACCGAGGACCGAUCUUCAUCCUUGUCACAAACUUGCCGCUAUCUUUUGGAGGUCCGCUUGCGGUGUCUAUUUUCAUGGUUGCUCUCUCAGCCGCGGGAACUGACAAUCUCUCGACUGUGUGGCGUGUCUGUUUUGGAAUCGGGAUCUUCUUGCCGCUCACUGUCUUCUACUUCCGCAUACGUAUGCUCAACUCGAAGCUCUACCGGCGGGGUGCAAUCAAACGAAGGGUUCCUUAUGCCCUCGUUAUUCGCUACUAUUGGAAAACUCUUAUCGGCACUUGUGGUGCUUGGUUUCUGUACGACUUUGUUACGUUUCCAAAUGGGGUCUUCUCAGGUACCAUACUUGCCUCCGUGGUACCCAAGGGCGGCAACACACUUUUACACACGGCGGAAUGGCAGCUCUUACUCGGUUGCAUUGCUCUACCUGGUGUCGUUGGUGCUUGGAUGUGCGACAGGGUUGGCAGGAAAAACACCAUGAUGAUAGGGUUCGCGGGGUAUUUGGUGUUUGGUCUGAUCAUUGGCUGUGCAUACGACAAAAUCACCAAGAUUGUCCCCCUGUUUGUUGUUUUCUAUGGUCUCAUGCAAUCUUCUGGAAAUCUUGGUCCUGGAGAUAUGCUUGGUCUGCUCUCGUCCGAAAGCUACGCCACAAGUGUCCGUGGAACAUGCUACGGCAUCAGCGCAGCGCUGGGCAAGACUGGAGCAGCUGUAGGAACUCAGGCUUUCAAGCCCAUUCAACUGACUCUGGGAAAGCGCUGGACAUUUAUCAUCGCUGCAAUUUGUGGCAUAACAGGAGUUUUAGUAACAUACUUCUUUAUCCCGAAUGUCACUGGAGAGGAUUUGAGCAAGAAUGAUGAGAGGUUCCUUGCAUAUCUUGUGAAUCAUGGAUGGGACGGGGAGAUAGGGGAUGGGGAAUUGAAAGGUCCUGCCAAUGGUCUUGAUGCAAUUAUCUCAAAGAAUAAUGGUAAUACGGAGAAGGCAGAAUAA
This is a messenger RNA of Fusarium odoratissimum NRRL 54006, 1515 nucleotides long. RefSeq lists its product as uncharacterized. Gene Ontology annotation, molecular function: carboxylic acid transmembrane transporter activity. Lineage: Eukaryota; Fungi; Ascomycota; Sordariomycetes; Hypocreales; Nectriaceae. The coding region runs from base 1 to 1515 and encodes 504 amino acids. Gene Ontology annotation, cellular component: plasma membrane. The record is from RefSeq and is a predicted model, not a curated record. The transcript has a single exon. Gene Ontology annotation, biological process: transmembrane transport; carboxylic acid transport.